Messenger RNA from Epithele typhae, 1047 nucleotides. RefSeq lists its product as uncharacterized. The transcript has 22 exons. NCBI's taxonomy places the organism in Eukaryota, Fungi, Basidiomycota, Agaricomycetes, Polyporales, Epitheliaceae. The record is from RefSeq and is a predicted model, not a curated record. The coding region runs from base 1 to 1047 and encodes 348 amino acids.
AUGGAUGGAAUCCCCACAAAUUCAUCGCAGUCGGAACUUGAAAUCAUUCGACAGACCGUCCAGGAAAAUUAUGGAUCGAUCAUGAUUGGGACUUUUAUUGGGCUUAUUCUAUAUGGUGUUUCACUACACCAAGCAUUUCGAUACUGGAUACUUCAUCCCACGGACGGGUAUGCCAUCCGGUCUAUCGUCGUGUCGCUAUGCUUUCUUGAAACUCUCCACUCAAUCGCGACAAUGCACACCUGUUACCACUAUCUGGUCACUGGAUAUUUCAAUCCCGGCGGACUCGCGUCUACUGUGUGGUCCUUGACAAUUGCGUUUGGAGUCUCGAGUCUCAUCGCUAUCACAGCUCAGCUCUUCUUUGCGAGACGAGUCAGCCUCAUCUCCCUGAAAUACAAGAUGUUGGCGUUGCUAGCGGGAGUACUACUGCUCGUCAAGCUGGCUGGCAGCAUAGCGUACACAAUCCGCGGGUUUACAUCCUCCAGGAACGACAUUUGGGAGAUGGAGAACCAGUGGAUUCCUCAACUCGCUCUUGGUGCAGCGACGGUCGCAGAUGUAUUGCUUUCCGGAUCACUUUUCUCGGUGAUAUUCAAGAGCAGCGCUGGCCACGAACGAUCGUCUUGGCGCAGUGCGAUCAUAAUUUUUGGGAUCAAUACCGGCCUUCUCAUCCUAAUUUUCGACCUCACAUGCUUCGUUUUGGCACUGGCCAAACCCAACAAUGGCUACUGGGGAGCGAUCAAUAUCGUGACUGUCAGGCUUUACGCAAACACUCUUUUCAGCGUCCUCAAUUCGCGCCAUAUCCAGCUCAACCGUCACAUCGACCUUACAAGUGACACACAUCUCCUUCGCGGCAACAUCUUCGCGCGAGCGAACAUGCUCGCCACUGCAGAGCGUUGGAACGUCCCUCAGACGAAGAACGACGCGCCCUCAGCGGCCAUCGAUAUCAGGGUUACAACGGGGAAUGAACGGUUUCUCGAUGGGGGGAAUUUCGCAGGCGUCGUGUAUAAAGACCGGGGGGACAGGAAGCCCGCUGCGGUGAAUGAGUUGUGA